Rhododendron vialii is the source of this 1245-nucleotide messenger RNA. RefSeq lists its product as uncharacterized. The transcript is spliced from 2 exons. Gene Ontology annotation, biological process: protein folding; protein stabilization; protein import into mitochondrial matrix. Lineage: Eukaryota; Viridiplantae; Streptophyta; Magnoliopsida; Ericales; Ericaceae. Gene Ontology annotation, molecular function: zinc ion binding; protein-folding chaperone binding. The record is from RefSeq and is a predicted model, not a curated record. Bases 491 to 1126 code for a protein of 211 amino acids. Gene Ontology annotation, cellular component: mitochondrion.
CCUUAAGUGUGGGCAUUCCCAGCCUGUGGAUUGAGAAUAAUCUCAUAACAUUGUGCAUUCCUCCUUCAUUUGGGUGACUACAGUACUGCUAGGGGUCUCUGGGGUAGCUAAUAGCUUCAUGGGAUAUUCACGCAAGUGCAGUUUUGACAUCUAGAUUUGCACUUCCCGAGGCACAUAUCAUAAAUUAGGUUGCCACUUACGCCUUGGGGUUAAAGAUUAGGGUUUCAUUUGUUAGAUUGAAAUGUUCAAAGAUAAGAAUGCUCCAAAAUUAUUAUUAUGUGAGUGAAAGCCACAAUCCUACAUCUCAAGUGCUUAAAGAUCACGAAAUUCGUUAGACAACUAUUAAGUGUUAAGCAACUGCAGAUUAUCUUUUUGCUAUAAGUCAACUUCAGCCUCUGACCGUAAGAGUUAAAAUUGUUCAUGAGAGAUCUCAAAACCUGCUGCGGUAAUGCGUGCGGUAGUCCCAUUACUGAUAUUGUUCUGCUAAGUGAUGCCAAAUGUGCAUACUACAUGUUUUGUACCGCGUUUGAGGAUGCCCACAGCUAAGAGCAUCAGCACCAAGCUCAUCAAAUUUUGGACUACAUUAUUCUUCAAAAGUCAAUUUUCCUUUUCAGGACCCUCAUGGCAGUUUCUUCCCUCGGCAAAUUCUUUCUUGAGCAGAGCUGAAAUAUGCACAAGAAGAAUACAAACGUUACCUGAACCAAGUGAGCUAAAAGAUGUGAAAAUUCAUGAAGCUUCGAGUUUGAGGCCUGAUUCUGACUCAUCAAAAUCUCUCUCCAACUCAACUGAUAACUUUGAUUCUUCUGUGAAAUUCAUGGCCUCCUCAAACUUAAAGGUAUCCUCUCGUCACGAUCUAGCGAUGGUCUUUACUUGCAAGGUCUGUGAAACAAGAUCCAUAAAGACAGUGUGCCGGGAAUCCUAUGAGAAAGGCGUGGUGGUGGCGCGGUGUGGUGGGUGCAAUAACUUACACCUGAUUUCAGAUCAUCUCGGGUGGUUUGGAGAACCAGGGAGCAUCGAGGACCUCUUGGCUGCUCGUGGGGAGGAAGUGAAAAGAGGUUCUAUUGAUACUCUGAAUUUAACACUAGAAGAUUUGGCUGGACAGGACUCAAGAAAUACGAGUGGGUAGAAUUUGUGGAAUUCCUGAAAAUGAGUUGGAGCUUUCUCAUUGGUCAAGUAAAAUUGGUCUGAUUUUCUCUCAUUGUAUUUCAUUCGUAGGCUUUUACGGAAAGGGGACUUUGAACCAAA